AUGGAUUUUUUUAGCAACGAAACAUCAGGUGAAAGCGCGGACAAAACCGAAAAAGAACAGAAAAAAGAAGAAAUGAGAACAUGCGAAGACAAAAAUGACUUCGAAACAGUCAUUUCCAAAAAUCAUCGAAAGAGGCUAAACAAACAGAAAAGGAAAGAAGCUUCUCAUAGCAAAUCGCAGAAGGAGACAGAGGUCAAACGCCAGAUAACUGACGAAAAGACACGUCAACCUGAUGAACCCCAACAAACAAUCCAAACGACGACCUAUAAAAUCCCACCAAUUCAACUCAUCUUCAAGAGCUGGACCGAAGUAAGGACUGCACUAAAAGAACAGCAGAUUAAAACUGGAAAGGCACUGUUCAGAAACGACGAAGUAGCAAUAUGGCUAACAACCUCAGACGACUACAAGAAAACCACUGCCUAUCUAGAUACGAUAGGUAGCAAGUUUUACUGCAAUAAAUUAGAAGAAGACAAACCAUAUAAAGUGGUUAAACGAGGCUUACCGGAACACACUCCGGUAAACAAACUCUUUGAAGAACUCACCGAUUUCGGACUAAACUUGAUGAAAAUGGAAUUCAAUUGUUCCAAUUACCAGCAAAUACCAUUACCAUAA
Messenger RNA from Psylliodes chrysocephalus, 612 nucleotides. The record is from the annotation of a GenBank genome assembly. NCBI's taxonomy places the organism in Eukaryota, Metazoa, Arthropoda, Insecta, Coleoptera, Chrysomelidae.